Molecule: messenger RNA, 1970 nt
Organism: Glossina fuscipes
Lineage: Eukaryota; Metazoa; Arthropoda; Insecta; Diptera; Glossinidae
Gene: unc-119
Product: protein unc-119 homolog
Exons: 3
Coding region: 252-932 (226 amino acids)
Biological process (GO): nervous system development; lipoprotein transport; cilium assembly
Cellular component (GO): cilium
Molecular function (GO): lipid binding
Source: RefSeq, a predicted model, not a curated record
AGCAACUCUGAUACUCGAGUGGUUUGUAAACGCAUAAAAUUAUGACAGCUUUGCGUUUCUGUUUUAUUAUCAGAAAAAAAAAAAAAACAAAUGAAUUUGUGAAAACUAACUCGCAUUAAAAGUUAAAUAUAUCAUCCGUGGAUUCUAAGUAAGAAGUGAAUUUUAGAGAACAAAGUUGUGCUUUUAUUUAAAAUAAAAACACAUCGUGAAUAUAGGUACCAAUUAGAGAAUUAGGUCAUAUAUUUGAGAUAAUGAAUGUAAUUGGAAAACAAUUAAAUUCUCUUCAAUCGGGCAAUAGUUCAAGUUCGGUCAACAAUGAAAAGUCUGUUGAUUUGUGCACUAUAACGCCAGAGGAUGUACUACGAUUAAAUACAAUUACCGAAGAUUACUUAUGUUCGCCCAGUGCAAAUGUAUAUGAAAUUGAUUUCACUCGUUUUAAGAUACGCGACUUGGAAAGCGGUGCCGUUCUGUUUGAAAUUGCGAAGCCACCGAGCGAACAAUUUGUUGAAGGUACCAUAGACACUUUAAUGGCUGCCACUGAGGAAUUAUCGUUGGAGGAUACUGCCGAUCCAAAUGCUGGAAGAUACGUACGUUAUCAGUUUACACCGGCGUUCCUAAACCUAAAAACAGUUGGUGCAACGGUUGAAUUUACAGUUGGAAGUCAACCAGUUAAUAAUUUUCGAAUGAUCGAACGUCAUUUCUUUCGGGAUCGACUUUUAAAGACUUUUGACUUCGAGUUUGGAUAUUGCAUUCCAUAUUCAAAAAACAGCUGUGAGCAUAUCUAUGAAUUUCCCAAUCUUCCUUCUGAUCUUGUUGCUGAGAUGAUAUCGAAUCCUUUUGAAACGCGAUCGGAUAGCUUUUACUUUGUCGACAAUCGUUUGGUGAUGCAUAAUAAGGCAGAUUAUGCUUACGAUGGUGGAAUGGCUAUAUAAUCAACUGUCAAGUAUCUUAAAUUAUCGUGUAGCUGUACACUUUAAUCUUUAUGUUUGUUCAGUUGGUAUCUACAAUGAAGGAAACUGGUAUUCAAUUAACGAACAUUAAAAAAGGAUAUUGCGGAAAAUCGGUAAAAAGGAAACGUUUUUGUACCCUAUUAUAACUUGCAAUAAGAGGCAUAUUCAAAUGGUGAAAUAUGGUGAAAUAUCGUUUCCCUAUCUACUAUGCCAUAGCACCGAAACGCUUUGCAUUUUCGUCACAAUUUAAAAAUUUGAUUUAGAGAAUGAUCGUAAGUCCUUUUUCAUACCUACCACCAAGAAGGGUAUCCGUAUCCGUAUACGUAUACGUAUCCGUAUCCGCAUGUCAUUCCGUAUAAUAUUUAGAUAUACUGUGCGAAGAUCUCAUAGUCUUGAUACGAGUGAAUUUUUGGAUUAAAAACAAUAUUCAUAAAAAUCAAAAUCUUAUAUUAAGUCCGGAUAAGUGGCAUUGAAAAUAAACGAUAUCGGUUUACAUUUGCACCCACACGGUCUGGAAAAAGACUAAAAAAAAAAUUACAAAUAAUUUAAUUUGCAAAUAAUAAAGAAUUGAUAAAUCGUAUUUAUUAAAAACUGUAACCAAAACACUCAAUGAUUACCAAACUCUUCUUCUUAUACAUUUGAAUUUGAAUGAAACAUUACAUAUAUAUUGUCUGGCGAUAAGGAAAAUCAAUAAUAUAAUAAUUUUCAAAUAGAUUUUGCAAACAAUAAUUUUCUACAAGUUUAAAGCAAUGAACAGAAGUGGUGGGUGGGUAUCGAAAUAUUCGGCUUAACUCGAAUGUAGCUAUUUUUUAUUUAUUUUUUUUUUAUUUUUUAUUAGAAUAUACGUUUUCUUAAAUAAUAUACAACAACAAAACACACAAUCUAAAUAAUGGUCGAUAAUCAUAGGCGAUGGAUGGCCCGCAUUCCAAGCGACAAUGCUUUUUGUUAACUUGGCCUUCUUUUUUUAUAAACAUAUACACAAAAGAAAAAAAAAAGAAAAAACAAGAAAGAGAAUAACUG